Molecule: messenger RNA, 8610 nt
Organism: Penaeus indicus
Lineage: Eukaryota; Metazoa; Arthropoda; Malacostraca; Decapoda; Penaeidae
Product: mucin-2-like
Exons: 66
Source: RefSeq, a predicted model, not a curated record
ACCACUGUAGCUCCUACUACAACUGAGGCCUUAACAACCACUGAUGCUGCCACAACCACUGUAGCUCCUACUGCUCUAACAACCACUGAAGCCACAACAACCACUGAACCUCCAACAACCACUGUAGCUCCAACUACCACUGAGGCCCCAACAACCACUGAAGCUGCAACAACCACUGUAGCUCCUACUACCACUGAGGCCCUAACAACCACUAAAGCUGCCACAACCACUGUAGCCCCAACUACCACUGAAGCCCAUACAACCACUGAUGCUGCCACAACCACUACUGAGGCUCUAACAACCACUGAAGCCACAACAACCACUGAACCUCCAACAACCACUGUCGGUCCUACUACCACUAAGGCUCUAACAACCACUGAAGCCACAACAACCACUGAACCUCCAACAACCACUGUAGCUCCUACUACCACUGAGGUCCUAACAACCACAAAAGCUGCCACAACCACUGUAGCUCCAACUACCACUGAAGCCCAUACAACCACUGAUGCUGCCACAACCACUGUAGCUCCUACUACCACUGAAGUUGCAACAUCCACUGUAGCCCCUACUACCACUGAGGUCCUGACAACCACUAAAGCUGCCACAUCCACUGUAGCUCCAACUACCACUGAAGCCCAUACAACCACUGAUACUGCCACAACCACUGCCCAUACAACAACUGUAGCUGCAACAACCACUGUAGCUCCUACUACCACUGAGGUCCUGACAACUACUGAAGCUGCCACAACCACUCUCCAACUACCACUGAAGCCCAAACAACCACUGGAGCUGCCACAACCACUCCACUCUCCUACUACCACGGAGGCCCCAACAACAACUGUAGCUGCAACAUCCACUGUAGCCCCUACUACCACUGAGGCCCCAACAACAACUGUAGCUGCAACAUCCACUGUAGUUCCUACUACCACUGAGGUCCCAACAACUACUGAAGCUGCCACAACCACUGUAGCUCCAACUACCACUGAAGCCCAAACAACCACUGGAGCUGCCACAACCACUCUCCAACUACCACUGAAGCCCAAACAACCACUGGAGCUGCCACAACCACUCUGCAACAUCCACUCUCCUACUACCACUGAAGUCCUGACAACCACUGUAGCUCGUACUACCACUGAGAUCUCAAUAACCACUGAAGGUGCAACGACCACUGUAGCUCCUACUACCACUGAGGCCCUAACAACCACUGAAGAUGCAACAACGACUGUAGCUCCUACUACCACUGAGGCCUUAACAACCACUGAAGAUGCAACAACCACUCUGCAACAACCACUCUCCUACUACCACUCUCCUACUACCACUGAAGUUGCAAUAACCACUGAGGCCGUAACAACCACUGAAGCCGCAACAACCACUGAAGCUGUAACAACCACUUUGGCUCCUACUACUACUGAAGACCUAAUAACCACUGAAGCUCCUAAUACCACUAAAGCUGCAACAACCACUGAAGACCUAACAACCAAUGAAGCUGCCACAACCAGUGAUGCACUGACAACUACUGAACACCUGAGAAGUACAGUAGCCUCCUCCUCCACUGAAGCACUAACAACAGUAAAAUCUACUAGUACUGCCUUCACAGAAACUCCUUCACCUUCCUCAUCCACUUCAGUCUCUACUACUACUGAAGCUCAAAAAACCACUUCAGCUUCAACUACAAUUUCACGCUACACUACCACUGAAGCUCAAACAAUCACUGCCAGCAAACCCCCCAAAACAACUAUGGCAGUUCCAACCACUUCAGCCCCCACUAACACUGUGGACCCCACAAAAACCCUAACAACUACUGUAAGUCAUAUAACAACUGAAGAUCAAACAACCACUGUAGCUCCUACUACGACACAAGUCCCAACAACCUCUGAAUCUCCAACAACCAAUGAGGCCCUAACAGACACUGAAGCUACUACAACCACUAUAGCUUCUACUACCACUGAAAUUGCCACAUCCACUGCCGCUCCAACAACCACUGAAGCUGCCACAACCACUGAAGCUCCUACCACCACUGAAGCCCCAACAAUCACGGAAGCUCCUACUACCAUUGAGACCCUAACAACCACUGAAGCUGCCACAACCACUGUAGCCCCUACUACCACUGAUGCUCAAACAACCACUGAGGCUACAACAACCACUAGGCCCCCAACAACCACCCGAGAUGCAACAACCACUGUAGCUCCAUCUACCACUGGGGUCCCAAUAAACCACGAAGCUGCAACACCACUCCCAACAACCACUGAAGCUGUAACAACCACUGUGGUUACUAGCCCUAUGGAAGGCCAGCAACAACCACUGAGUUUGCUACAACCAUUUGUCCGAACAACCACUGAACUCCUACUUACCACUGAGACCCAACGACCACUGAAGGUUGCUACAACCACUUUAGGUCCUACAACUGAGGCCCCACAACCACUAAGGCUCAAACAACCGCUGAAGCUGCCACAACCACUCUGCCACAACCACUGUAGCCCCUACUACCACUUGAUGCUCAAACAACCACUGAAGCUGCUGCAACACCAUGUAGCUCCUACUACCACUGAAGCCCUAACCACCCUGAAGCUGCACAACCACUGUCCUACAACUGAGGCCCCAACAACCACUAAGGCUCAAACAACCGCUGAAGCUGCCACAACCACCGCUCCAACAACCACUGAAGUUGUUACAACUACUGAAGCUCCUACUACCACUGAGACCCCAACGACCACUGAAGUUGCUACAACCACUUUAGGUCCUACAACUGAGGCCCCAACAACCACUAAGGCUCAAACAACCGCUGAAGCUGCCACAACCACCGAAGCUGCCACAACCACCGUAGCUCCUACUACCACAGAGGCCCCAACAACCACCGCUCAAACAACCGCUGAAGCUGCAACCAGUGAAGCUGCUAUAACCACUGCAGCUCCUACUACCACUGAGGCCCUAACAACCACUGAAGCCACAACAACUACUGAAACUGCAACAACCACUGUAGCUCCUACUACCACUGAAGCUGCAACAACGACUGUAGCUCCUACCACUGAAGCCGCAACAACUACUGAAGCUGCAACAACCACUGUAGCUUCCACUACCACUGAGGCCCAAACAACCACUGAAGCUGCCACAGCCCCAACGACCACUGAAGUUGCUACAACCACUUUAGGUCCUACAACUGAGGCCCCAACAACCACUAAGGCUCAAACAACCGCUGAAGCUGCCACAACCACUGUAGCUCCAUCUACCACAGAGGCCCCAACAACCACCGAAGCUGUAACAACCACUGUAGCCCCUACCACCACUGAAGCCGCAACAACCACUCCUACUACCACUGAAUCCCUAACAACUACUGAAGCUGCCACAACCACUGUAGCCCCUACUACCACUGAUGCUCAAAUAACCACUGAAGCUACCACAACCACUACUACCACUGAGGCCCCAACAACCACUGAGGCUCCAACAACCACUGAAGUUGUUACAACUACUGAAGCUCCUACUACCACUGAGACCCCAACGACCACUGAAGUUGAUACAACCACUUUAGGUCCUACAACUGAGGCUCCAACAACCACUAAGGCCCAAACAACCGCUGAAGCUGCCACAACCACCGUAGCUCCUGCUACCACUGGGGCCUCAACAACCACCGAAGCUGCAACAACCACUACUGAAGCCCUAACAACCACUGAAGCUGUAACAACCACUGUGGUUACUACCACUGAGGCCGCAACAACCACUGAUGUUGCUACAGCCAUUGCUCCAACAACCACUGAAGUUGUUACAACUACUGAAGCUCCUACUACCACUGAGACCCCAACGACCACUGAAGUUGCUACAACCACUUUAGGUCCUACAACUGAGGCUCCAACAACCACUAAGGCUCAAACAACUGCUGAAGCUGGCACAACCACCGUAGCUCCUGCUACCACUGGGGCCCCAACAACCACUGAAGCUGUCACAACCACUGUAGCUCCAUCUACCACAGAGGAGGCCCCAACAACCACUGAAGCUGCAACAACCACUGUAGCUCCUACUACCACUGAAGCCCUAACAACCACUGAAGCUGUAACAACCACUGUGGUUACUACCACUGAGGCCGCAACAACCACUGAUGUUGCUACAACCAUUGCUCCAACAACCACUGAAGUUGUUACAACUACUGAAGCUCCUACUACCACUGAGACCCCAACGACCACUGAAGUUGCUACAACCACUUUAGGUCCUACAACUGAGGCUCCAACAACCACUAAGGCUCAAACAACUGCUGAAGCUGGUGCAACAACCACUGUAGCUCCAUCUACCACUGGGGUCCCAAUAACCACUGAAGCUGCUACAACCACUGUAGUUCCUAUUACCACUGAGGCCCUAACAACCACUGAAGCCGCAACAACCAGUGAAGCUGCAACAACCACUGUAGCCCCUACUACCACUGAGGCCCAAACAACCACUGAAGCUGCGACAACCACUGUAGCUCCUACUACCACUGAAGCUGCAACAUCGACUGUAGCUCCUACUACCACUGAAACCGUAACAACCACUGUAGCUCCUACUACCACUGAGGCCCCAACAACCACUGAUGCUGCAACAACCACUGUAGCUCCUACUACCACUGAAGCUCCAACAACCACUGAAGCUGUAACAACCACUGCGGUUACUACCACUGAGGCCGCAACAACCACUGACGUUGCUACAACCAUUGUAGCUUCUACUACCACUGAGGCCCCAACAACUGAAGCUGCCACAACCACUGAAGCUCCUACCACUGAAGCCCCAACAACCACGGAAGCUCCUACUACCAUUGAGACACUAACAACCACUGAAGCCGCAACAACCAAUCCUACUACCACUGAGGCCCUAAUAACCAUUGUAGCUGCAACAACCACUGUAGGUCCUACUACCACUGAAGUUGCAACCAGUGAAGCUGCUACAACUGCUGUAGCCCCUACUACCACUGAAGCCACUGAGGCCCUAACAACUACUGAAGCCGCAACAACAACUGAAGCUGCAACAACCACUGAAGCCGCAACAACCACUGAAGCUGCAACAUCCACUGUAGCCCCUACUACCACUGAGGCCCAAAUAACCACUGUAGCUCCUACUACAACUGAAGCCACAACAACUACUGAAACUGCAACAACCACUGUAGCUCCUACUACCACUGAAGCCACAACAACGACUGUAGCUCCUACCACUGAAGCCGCAACAACCACUGAAGCUGCAACAACCACUGUAGCUUCCACUACCACUGAAGCUGCCGCCCCAACAACCACUGAGGCUCCAACUGAAGUUGUUACAACUACUGAAGCUCUUAUUACCACUGAGGCCCCAACGACCGCUGAAGUUGCCACAACCACUUUAGCUGCCACAACCACUGAAGGUCUUACUACCACUGAGGGCCCAAUUACAACUGAAGUUGUUACAACCACUAUAGGUCUUAAUACCACUGAUGCCCCAACAACCACUGAAGCUGCCACAACUAUUGAGGCCCUAACAAUCCUUGAAGGAACCACAACCACUGAAGCCCUGACAACUACUGAACGCCUGACAAGCACAGUUGCAUCUACAGUUGCAUUAUCAACAAUAGAAUCUGCCAUAUCUGUCCCUACUAAAACAUUGGCUCCAACUACCACUGAAACUAUCACAACUACUGAGACCAAGACAACAACCACUUCCUCCCCAGUUACUACCAAAUCCCUAACAACCACUUCCUCCCCAGUUACUACCAAAUCCCUAACAACCACUUUAAGUUCUACAACCAUUGAAGCCCCAACAACCACCAUCACUUUUACUAGCGCUGAUGUUGCCCUGACAACCAAUGAAGCUGCCACAAUCACUGUAGCUUCUACUAUCACUGAGACCCCAAUGACCACUGACACUGCCACAAUCAUUAUUGCUCCUACUAUCACUGUGGUUCCAACAACAAUUGAAGCAGCCACAAUCAUUGAUGCUUCUAUUACCAAUGAGGCCCAAAUGAACUCUUUAGCAGUGAAAACCACCUCACUCCCCACUAAAACUUUGGCCCCAACUACCAAUGGAUUUCAUAUUAACACUGGGCCGCUGACGACAACUGAAUCUACAAUUCUUAUUAUCACUAAGGCCAUUGCAGCUUUUACUUCCACUGAGGCCAUAACAACCACUGUAGCUCAUAUUGCCACUGAUGUGCCAACUACUGAAGUUGAAACAACCACUGUAUUUCCUAUUACCACUGAGGCCCCAGCCUCAGCAACCACUGAAACUGCAACAACCACUGCUGCUCCUACUGCCACUGAGGCACAAAGAACCACUGAAGCUGUAACAACAACUGCAAUAACCAGUGUAGCACAUACUACCACUGAAACCCCCAACGACACUGUUGCUUUUACUACCACAAAGGCCCCCCAUAACCACUGUAGCUCCCACUACCACUGUAGAUGCGACAAUCCCACUUUAACACCAGCACCUACAACUACCUCUGUUUUCAAUAACACACCACCUGACAGUCACUCAGACUACUACAGCUACUCCAACCUUCACUGCACUUCCACAUUUGCCAACGCAAGCUCUACAAGUUUCAUUACUUCUACAACGCUGGCAGCCUUUAGUACAACCACGCAAUUUUCUACAGAUCUUACAAUGCAACAUCUGACUCGCCAGCCUCCAAUUCAGCUUUUGUCUCCGGUAUCACAUUGGCCCUGCAUUAAUCAACCCCCAAUGACCAUGAAGCUUUUUACAUUGGAGAGUUUCAAGUUUCAUUUCUCCAUCUUCAGUACUGUGUCUUUGAUGGAGUCAUGUAGCAAGUGUGCAAUAUUCAUGGAUCCUCACAUUCAAACAUUCGAUAAUGAGUUACUUACAUUGACCACAAAGUGUAACUACUCCCUUGUGCAACCCGGUUUUAGUUACUCUCCGGACUUUGCUGUUUAUACACAGUUUGAAACUUGCUUUAAUAUCGGGUCUUGCGUAGGCCACAUAACAUAUGUGGACAAUGCCAACACCGUUAUAUCACGCGAUAUUGCUGGCUGGACAGACGAUGAGACGCUUAACGUGAACGGCGAGGACUACUCUCUCCUGAACUACCCGACCCCCGUGACAUCAGGCAGCACCCCGCACCCUGUCCUGGCAUGGAGCAAGGGCAACAGCAUUCGCCUUGUCGGUUCCAGCAAAGUUGCAAUGCAGAUAUACAAGACCGUGACGUUUGUAUUCAUCCACGAGAGUGUAACAAACCUCCACGGCCUCUGCGGCACAGAAGACAGCUCCUCUGACUAUGUUGAUCGUUUAAAUGCAACUUCCACACCUGACGCGUUCUACGAUUCUUGGAAGGUGGACUGCUUUGACGUUUCCAACACAAACACAACAGACUUCGUGCAAUUCUCGUCGAAAGAAGAGGGCAACUACAGCGAUUCAGUUGCUUGGUGUCGCUGGAUGCACAGAGACGCGGUUGACUUCGAAAUUACUAAUCUUGAUAUUUCGUCUCUUGAUCGUCCCUUAGACAUGAUACGAGACCCAAGCCAUAUCAACUCCAAAACACUAUUCGAACACAUUAUGAAGCUUCAUCUGUUUCCAUAUUUGAAAACAACAAGUACCAACCUCCCGGAAUCAAUUCCUAGCAAUCGCUUCGGGUUCAUCUACUCCCGAGGUAACGAGUGUACAGUCGACGCCAGCAAAAGGGAGGAAUUUAACAGCAGCUGCACCACUGUCGUCCUUUCCACAACGCAUCUAAACUAUUCAGUCCCUGAAGUGUCCUCCGAGAAUCUGAUUAAUGCCUGUGUGUUCGAUCUGUGCAUGGUGUACAUGAACACGAGCGAUGAUCAAGCUGUUUUAGAUUAUUUGUACGCCGAUGUCGUUGACACAGUGCAAGCCUUCAUCUUAACGACUAUAAAUGUCACUACAUCAUCGACUGCCUCACCCACAACCACCUUAGAAUCUACAAGUUCGGCCACGACCUCAGUUACAGAAACAGCUAUCGCCACAACCCCAGUCCUAAUAACAACUCAGUACAUCACCAAUGACCAAAUACUCAGUCGCAUCAAGAUGCAUUCCAUCAACAACUGCAGAGAUAGCAACCGCUUCAACGCCAGUCCCAUUAUCAAGGACAGAGAAAUUCCUAAAACAAGUACUAUUUCAGGAACCACAACUUCAAUUCCUGAAACAACUGUUUCACUUACCAAAACUUCAUUUCUUGAAACAAGUACUACUUCAGGUCCAACAACAAGUACUAUUUCAGAAACUACCUCAGUGACCACAACUUCAGUUCCUGAGACAAGUACUAUUUCAGAUACUACGACUCCACUUCCUGAGGCCGCAACAACCACUGAAGAUGCCAUAACAUCUGUAGCUCCAACAACCACUGAAGCUCCUACUACCACCGAUGCGUUUACAACCACAGAAGCUGUCACAACCACUGUGGUUCUUACUAAAACUGAGGCCCCAACAACUACUGAAGCUCCAACAACCACUGUACCUCUUACUACAACAGAUGCCCCAACAACAACUGAAGCUGCCACAACCGCUGAAGCUGAGACAACCCCUGAAGCUGCCACAACUACUAUAACUAUUACUACCACUGAGACUCUAACAACCACUGAACCUGCCACAACCAUUCUCCUACUACCACUGAGGAAACAACUACCACUGAAGGUGCCACAACUACUAUAG